AGGUCUCUGAUGAUCUGGACCCCGCCUUACAUGUUGAGAGCACUACGAUCAUACAGUAGGAGAAGAGUAUACCUCUCUGUGUAUUUUGAAUAGGAACCAUGCACCAAAGCCUUGUGCUAGAAAUUUACACUUCUGUAAUAGUCGCAGCAUUUGCUCAGACAUCUGGUGUUAAUAGUCUCCUGACGACAGCUUCUCAGAAAGGUGAUGUCACUCAUUCUGGUACACAGGGUCAGCUUAGAUGGAGAAGGUCUGGAUGUCAAAAUUCUUUACCCCAAGUCAGAGACUCGGCAUGAAAGAAGUACUUUUUGCCUUCCUAACUCCCUUCCUCUACCUUAAACAGACCCAGGUGAAGGAUUGCAGCAGCAUCCAGUCAUCCCUUGGGACAAGAGAACUCUGUACACUUCUGCAGGCUGACCCUGGACUGAGAUUAGCACUUGGGCUGUCAGCAAGCCGGGAGAGUCUUGUCUCCUGUUGCAGGUUGAGCCUGACCCUCCACACCAAAGUCUGUCCUGCAGGCUAUCCGGGCGACCCUGAAUGAAGAUCAGAACCAAGAGUCCUUGCCCCAGUCGAUGUGGUUGGAACCACGACUGUGGGACUGAGUUUCCAAGGCUACUUUCUGCCAAGUGCAAAGAUGGGAGACCAACAGAGGAGACUCAGGUGACUUCUAGGCACAGGCAGGACCAGGAGACCUGCCUCCUGCGGGCCUUCGUGCUCCUGGAGCCUGAGUGCUCUCCCGGGACGCCCUGGUUAGGCAGAAGCAGCCAGCAGCCCGGCUUCGAGGGUUACCUUGCGCUUGGUGGGGCUGCCUGGGAGAAAGGCAGAGACAGUCUCGGGAACCUGGUUACUGUCGGAGAAGGGGCAUUUGCUCAUGAAAUGUGGAACUGGUAAGAGAGCCAGUUCCCAACAUCAUCUCAUGCUGUCCCCGGAGCCCUUAGACCCUGAAUUUGGAACCCAGACUAGGACGGUGCACCAGCUUCCCCGUGGACAAAGCGCUCUGGGUUCAGGCUUACAGCAGCGGCACUGACACAGGUCCAAGCCACCCUCCCGCUGCACCGCUACCAGAGCCCCCAGCAGCCCGCUUCCCGCAGCCGCUGGGCUCUGACCCCCUCGCGCCCCCGCGCGUCCAUCUCAGUUCCCAGCGCGGUGCAAGUGAUGUAAGGCGGCCAGGCUCGCGCGCUUUCCUACUGCCUGGACGGAGUCCUCCCUCCCCGCUGGCAGCGCUGCGCGCCCACUCCGAUCUACUGCGCCCAGUCUCAGCUUCCAGAGCUUUGGCGACCUACUCGCAGCCGCUGGGGAAGACCCUCCUCCCGUAUCCUGCCUCCCUCCUCCCCGCCCCGUCCCCCUCCUGUGCAGUGUCGGUGGGAAAAACCAGGCUUGGCUCUCAGAAUCAAAGGAGAGAACCGCGGGACAGCCCAUACGAAGCUUUCGGCGGCAAGAGCCUUCAGAAAAAGAGAAGGGGUACUCCCUCGCUACCAGAAAGCCCCAACCUGGAUGGAGUGAAAGAUGCGGCCUGAUGACAUAAAUCCGAGGACUGGGCUGGUGGUGGCCCUGGUCAGUGUUUUUCUGGUCUUUGGUUUCAUGUUCACUGUCUCUGGCAUGAAGGGGGAAACUCUGGGGAACAUCCCUCUGUUGGCCAUCGGGCCAGCCAUCUGCCUACCAGGCAUUGCAGCCAUUGCUCUGGCCAGGAAAACCGAAGGCUGCACCAAGUGGCCAGAGAACGAGCUACUAUGGGUCCGCAAGUUGCCCUGCUUCAGGAAGCCCAAGGACAAGGAGGUGGUGGAACUCCUGAGGACCCCAUCAGACCUGGAGUCAGGCAAGGGGAGCUCGGAUGAACUGGCUAAGAAGGCAGGCCUCAGAGGCAAGCAGCUCCCACAGGGACCAGGCGAGGUGCCUAUGGCAAGCUCCAUUACUACCCCCACUCCCACAGAGGAAGGAGAAUGCCAGAGCCUAGUCCAGAGUGGGCGGCAGGAGGAGACAUCCAGAUAUCUGGAUGGCUACUGCCCCUCGGCCAGCUCCCUCGCCUACAGUGCCUUGGAUGCUAAGUGCUCAGCCUGGGACAGAUCUGACCGCCCUGAGCCCGAGGACAGCAUCUUCUUUGUGCCCCAGGACAGUAUCAUCGUUUGCUCCUACAAGCAAAACAGUCCCUAUGACAGAUACUGUUGCUACAUUAACCAGAGCCAAGGCAGGUGGGACCACGAGACAAUAGUCUGACCUGUUCAUACAAGGGUCCCAUGUUGACAGACACGUUGCUAUACUCAGCUCCCAAGAAAAGAGAAUCUCUGCUCCAACAGCCUUCCCACUGUUAGAAACUGGCAUGGUAUGUGAUGGGGGUGCAGACCUCUAGUGCCUGACAUUCAUGUAAAUAGGCAUGUUGGAGGCAUAGUUUAGGAAAGUGAGGAGAAUUAAGGACAGUGGGAAGAGGCAGUAAACAGGAAAGAAAGUUCCAUUUGCUUCUGAACAAAUUAAACAAUGUUGAAUGCUUUGUAAAACGGCCCAAAAAGCGCUGGCCGUCAGGUGAGUCUACAGAGCCUCAGCUGCCAGGUAUCAAAAGAUGCAGGGGCUAUUCACACAGAAACUGGCUGCUUUCUGUUUAAAGAACAUGAAGGAAAACUGUAUGUCCCUUUAUAUGUUUUUUCUUUUUCUUUUUUUUUUUUUGUCUGAUGAUAGCUUUUCAUACAUGGUAAUUGCCGAAAGACAUAAGAAUCAAGAUAGAAUAGAUAAAAUCUCCUGAUAUGGGAUGAGUUUUGGAAUGAAGGGAGUUAAAAAUUGUUGGAAUGUAUAACUGAAUCCUGACCUCUGACAAGAUCAUGGUUUCAAAUAAAGUGUUGAUUAUGUUAU
Molecule: messenger RNA, 2838 nt
Organism: Grammomys surdaster
Lineage: Eukaryota; Metazoa; Chordata; Mammalia; Rodentia; Muridae
Gene: Tmem215
Product: transmembrane protein 215
Exons: 2
Coding region: 1504-2211 (235 amino acids)
Source: RefSeq, a predicted model, not a curated record